CGUGGAACCCUGAGUGUAUAUAUGUUGCGAAGAUGGUAGGGGCAAAGGUGCCCAACCCCGCCAUGCUAUUGGCCAUAAGUAACACCCUACACUAACAUUAUAAGCCACAACCUUGAUGUCACUCUCAAACAUCAUUUGCCAAUAUCUCACGAUAUCAUAACAACAAUAUCGAACAUUAUGAUUCAUCGCCUCCUUUUCCUCCUGGCUUUCACCGGCAUAAUACAUGCUGCACACGCCGCCUCUCCAACAAAAGUAAAACGUCUCAUCAUAGACACUGAUUUAUUCAGUGACGUUGACGGCGCCGGGGCCCUACUGCUCGCAGCCACAUCAUCUUCAGUUGACCUCCUCGCCGUCAAUAUCAAUUUCCCCACCACCUACUCGGCCCUGGCAGCAUCUGCCAUUCUGGCCCAUUAUAGUCAUGACACACCCAUCGGGAUCCGGCGUCUGGUGACCAAUGUCACCUUCUUCGAUUCUUGUUUUUUUGAAUUAGGCGAAUACACAAGCAAAGUGGCCUAUCACUGGUUUGGGGGUUCGUUGCCCUGGGGCCGUGCCGAGGACGCCCUGGGACCCAGUCGCGCUGUAUCGAAAAGUCCUCUCCGAAGACCCCGAUCAAAGCGUCACCAUCGCUUCCAUUGGAUUCUUUGAUAAUUUGUCUGGGCUUCUUAAUUCCUCGUCAGAUAUCUACUCCCCGCUUUCAGGUCCCGAUCUUAUCGCCGCCAAGGUCUCGGAACUGGUAAUCAUGGGUGGUGAAUAUCCCUCCGGCUACGAAUACAACUUUUGGGGUGGCAACCCAUCUAUUACCGCCCAUGUUGUCAACACCUGGAAGGGCAGCCCAAUCACCUUUUCCGGGUUCGAGAUGGGGCAAAACGUGACGUCUGGCCUUCGUCUGAUCAACCAAGGCCCGCGGGAUGACCCGGUCAAGGCCGCGUAUGUCUACUACGGCUACGCAACACCUCGUCCGUCAUUCGACCCCCUGACGGUGCUGUACGCAAUGGAGGGGUUGGGUGAUCUCUUUGAAUUCGGAGUAGAGUACGGAUACAACCACGUUGAACAAGACGGAUCAAACAAGUGGGUUUAUGACAAGGGAGUCUCUGGCCAGCAGCGCUUUUUUGAGACUCAAGGUGUCUGAACACGCGGCCGGUGCUGAAGUGGACAGGAGGCUGCUUCAGGCAGCAUGGUCUAAGCAUCAGAGACCAAAGUACUACUCACUCGACAAGAGCUUUGACCUGUUCUGUUCCGGAUAAUAAAACAAAGGGCUGAUACUACUACUCUGCUUCUCUCUCGCUUGGUGGUGUGCCAGCUUUCUCUGGUACCUAUUAUUCCUGUUCAACUCCCUUGUAUAAAUCUCUAAAAUACCUCGUGACACAUCCGAGACCCUCGUUUCAUUGUGCUGCACGCC
Podospora pseudocomata is the source of this 1399-nucleotide messenger RNA. RefSeq lists its product as uncharacterized. The record is from RefSeq and is a predicted model, not a curated record. NCBI's taxonomy places the organism in Eukaryota, Fungi, Ascomycota, Sordariomycetes, Sordariales, Podosporaceae. The transcript is spliced from 5 exons. The coding region runs from base 740 to 1129 and encodes 129 amino acids.